AUGCCGGAUUCUGGACCUGCGCUUAGCCCCUCCGUGGAGGCUGAGAUCGACACAGCAUCACCACUGAGGUUAAGAAGCACCCAAGUGCAGGACCAGCAUCCAUUCAAGACAAAUCUUGAGCUCGAGCGUCAACUACGUGGUAGAGAUAAAUCCAGAAAUAGCUACCUUGAAUUGCAAAGGUAUAUCCAAUCGGCAGUCCUACCCCACAAAAACCGCCACGACAUUGACGAAGACUGUGCCCGGCUUAGCUCUAAUCCUGAUGAAAAAGAUAAUGGCACCCCCGAUACCCAUAAGGGACUUUCAAACAGCAGACCUGAAGAGAAAGAUCCUAGCCAGACAAGGGGGAAUGAGCACUAUAUUGAACCUGAAAAACGGGCAGUGUGGCUUCCAAAGCAGACGAAGUUGCCCUUUGAGUGUUUCCCUGAUGAUAUUUCCAUCGAUGGCAAUGAUGACGAUACCGAGGAAUCUGAACGGCCAAAUCUACACCAUUGUCGAUUCAAAAGCCCAUUUAGUCAAGUGCGGAAUUAUCCCACCGGGGGCCCCCCUCCAAGACGCACCUCCUUGCGAACUGUGAUUCUUAGCCCAGCGCUCUCUCCUACACAAAUCGCAGCUGAUAUUAGCUCGUGGAGUGAGAAUAAUGAAGAAGAGGAGGAGGAGGAGGAAGAAGAAGAAGAAGAAGAAGACGACGAAGACGAGGAGGAGGAUCACUCUUGUUCGGACCAGAUUCGACAAAUGGAACGCCGUGAUCAAAGUAUGGAAGAGAAAUACCCAAUUCUGGCCGGUCCUAAAAUUCCAACAUUACAAAGAUCCGAUGCUUUCUGGAAAAUAAAGCCUCCCGAAGGACAUAAUCUGUUCCGAAGCCUUGUCAAUGGUUUCAUAUCCCUGCCUCAGGCCCUUUUGAGCGUGGAGGACGACAUAAUCCAAACGCUGCAAUAUCCCGUCAAAAAGGAAGAUUUAUAUUUCGAGUUAGGGCAACGAGAAUCGGAAAUACAAGCCAUUGUAGCCUCCCAUUGUGGACUACCGAGUCCCGAUCAUGUGUUUGUCUCAAAUCCUACUACAGGAGAGACUUGGCAUCAUGGUCGUUUCAAUCUUUGUAUCCCUGUGUAUGUUGCUUAUCCGGGGGGCGAGGAACCAACACCACUAGCAUUCAAGCUCCCAUUGCCGUAUAUGGUUGGCGAGGAAGAAUUUCCUGGAAAUGCAGAAGAGAAGUUACGAACAGAGGCAGCAACCCAUAUUUGGGUCAGUGAAAAUUGCCCAGAUAUUCCAAUCCCAAAACUCUACGGGUUUGGGCUUCCAGGCGGACUCAGUUACUUCAAGCCAGAGUGUGUUACAAUAUGGCAACGCAUAAAAACAUAUGCAUACCGUAUCUUCCACCGUCUCUUCCUUGGUAACUCAGAUUUCAGUCAAUAUAUUCCCCAGAAUCGCACUGCGCUUCUGAACCAUGGCUAUAUGUUAACCGAAAGGAUCAUGGUCAACGAUGAGUUAAGGCCGUUGCCCGACAGACUUGGAAUGCGCCAUAACGACCUUCAGUUACAUUACGAGAAAUUUAUUCAGAAAUCGAAGACGCAAAAUCUGUACCGCAGUUUUGCGAAGGCCAUGAUGUCACUCGCAAAUAUUCCACAACAACGAAUUGGCUCCUGGACUAUUGACAAUAAUGGCCGACUAUCGUUAUCUAAUCGCCCCCUAUUUUCUCGCAUCAGCCGGUUUGAGAAUUUAGGAAUUCCGAGUGGUAUUCCGCGUGACACCACCUACAUCAGUACAGAUAGCUUCUACAACGACUGCAUUGGUAUCCAUGACAACCGUAUUGACUACCAGAAGAAUAUUUUACCCAACGAGGUAGAAGCUUUUGAGACUGUUUCUACCAUAGUUUUCAUGAGAUCCAUAUUACCUCAAGUGGUGGAUACUACUCUCCGCCAUGGCCCAUUCGUCAUGCAACUAGGAAGCAUGCCUGUUCAAAAUAUUCUGGUUGACAAAGAGUGGAAUAUCAAACAGUUCAUCGAGGUUCAAUCUAUAUGCUCUUUACCUAUAGAACUAAUGUCACCACCUUCCUGGAUAACAGGAAAGGACAUCGACAAAUUAUUGUCUACAGAGGAUGACCGGCUCCAGAUAUGCUAUAGGCAAUUUACCCAUACCCUCCGGCACGAAGAAGCCAAACGACCUCUACUCCCAAACGGGAAACUUCACUCUGACACUCUUAUUGAUGGGCUGCAUUCCUCGAAGUUCUGGCUUCUCCAGGCGUUACAAUCCUCGGGGAACCCACUACACACCUUUAGACGUGUGAAAGGUUAUAGAGACAAUUACGCUGGGAAAGGCAAGCCGCUUGCGGCAGCGGCAUUCAGGCCUCAGAUUUAUGACUACCUGAAGUACAAGAUCGCGUCAUACGUCGACUACCGGAAAGAUGUGCAGAAACUAUUCAACGGUGAGUAUGGACGAGUGUAUGACGAAGAAGAGCUUGAUUAUAUUCGACGUCGACCUAUAGUACCCGAAAGAAGGUAG
This is a messenger RNA of Trichophyton verrucosum HKI 0517, 2496 nucleotides long. RefSeq lists its product as uncharacterized. Lineage: Eukaryota; Fungi; Ascomycota; Eurotiomycetes; Onygenales; Arthrodermataceae. The record is from RefSeq and is a predicted model, not a curated record. The coding region runs from base 1 to 2496 and encodes 831 amino acids. The transcript has 2 exons.